Molecule: messenger RNA, 378 nt
Organism: Macrosiphum euphorbiae (potato aphid)
Lineage: Eukaryota; Metazoa; Arthropoda; Insecta; Hemiptera; Aphididae
Source: the annotation of a GenBank genome assembly
AUGUUUCUGUCGUACUCAACAGUGCCCAUGUUCUCUUUCAUGAUACUGUUGAAUUUAUUCUUGUUGUACUCGCCCCUCGCGUCGGCGACGAACGGCAAGUGGUACGAUACGUGCCAGCAGUGUAAGGCUGACCCUUGCUUCAAACAAUUUAAUAGGCCGUGCCUUCUCAGAAACAACAAGUUCUAUUGUUUUCUGUGUCAUCCAAAAAAUGGCCGCCAACAGUACUACACCGAAGACGGAUGCCAGCAGCAUUGCAAGGAUUCGGGGAUGUUGUGCGUUUGUUCUGACUCGUGUUACGUGUGCGAAUCAAAAGGGGCCAGGUCUAAUCCAGCGAGUUGCAGGAAGUCAACCGCUCAAGAAUAUAAUAAGUGCCUUUAA